UCCCAACAAACAUUUCCUGAAUCACAAAUGACCCAAGGAAACCAUUUAUUACUCUUUCUGUCUCGAGGCAUUCGCGCAUCCAUAGAAGUUCAAUACAAGGAAGCAUUUAAAGAAGGCUCUGACAAGUUCCCCGUGAAGCCACUCCCAAAAAACAAGAUCACUCACACCAGAGAAGGCACAAGUGUCCAUCUCAAAAAAAGCCAUUUCUUUCUUGUCUUCCUUUCCCAGCUCUGUAGUUUGCAGGACUCCUCUCGAUUCUGAUUCUCCUAAUGAACGGUCUUGAUUAACUCUGUUACAUUCUUCUCCCGCCCUCCAUCUCUCCCACAUAAUCCCCUUAUCUUGUUAGCUGCAAGUAUCAAACUUUCAAUUCUCACAUUCACUUGUAGCAAAAAACCAACAGAUGGGCUCUCUCAAAUUUGCUUCAUGUUCUCUAGUUUUGCUCAUUACAGUCACUGAGAUGUUAGUGGGAGCAGAGUCGAAGACAUUUUGGGGUGAUAUAGAGGUUUUGAAGGAGGUCAAGAACGCGGUGGACCGAAACUCAGUUAAUCCAGGUUCUUGCUUGAGUUCAUGGGACUUCACCGUUGAUCCGUGUGAUAAUUUAUUCAGUGAGAGUUUCACUUGUGGGUUCAGGUGUGACAUUGUAGUGUCCGAGUCGAGUAGAGUCACUGAGCUCAGUCUUGACCAGGCUGGUUACUCGGGUUGGCUAGCUUCCAUUUCUUGGAACCUCCCUUAUUUACAAACACUCGACCUUUCCAAUAAUUUUUUUUAUGGCCAAAUCCCCGAGUCUGUAUCCAACUUGACUCAACUGAGUCGACUUGGUUUGUCGAGAAACAUGUUCUCUGGCGAGAUACCCACCUCGAUUGGCUCAUUAAGUAGACUGGAAGAGCUAUAUCUGGACAACAACAAUCUUCAAGGCAUUAUUCCUGCAAGUUUCAAUGGUCUUGUUAGUUUAAGAAGGCUCGAAAUUCAAGCAAACAAGCUAGGUGGUGAGUUUCCCGAGUUGGGUUCUCUUAAAAAUCUCUCCUUUUUAGAUGCUAGUGACAAUGCCAUAUCAGGUAAUGUCCCAUUAACAUUACCAGCAUCUUUAGUUCAAAUCUCAAUGAGAAACAAUAGCUUACAAGGCAAAUUAGAUCCUCGAAGCUUCAAAAACUUGGCUCUUUUACAAGUACUUGAUUUGAGUCACAACAAUCUCAGCGACUCAGUCCCUCUACCUCUCUUCGCUCACCCUUCAAUUCAACAACUCACUCUCUCAUUCAAUUCUUUCACGUCCGUACAAUCCCCACCAUUCCCAUCAACCACAGUUCUCAAAAGUGAAGCAAUAGCCAUUGAUUUAAGCAAUAAUGAACUUCGAGGUUUUCUGCCUUAUUUCAUGGGUUUAAUGCCAAAGCUCUCGGCUUUAUCUCUUGAAAACAACAAAUUUUCAGGUAUGAUACCGACCCAAUUCGCAGUCAAAACAUUUUUACCCGGAUCCGGAAUGUCUCCAUUUGCCAGGCUUUUAUUAGGAGGGAAUUACUUGUAUGGACCUAUACCGGGUCCUUUAAUGGAGCUCCAACCUGGUUUUGCUGAUGUAAGGUUGAAUGAUAAUUGUCUGUACCGUUGUCCUGUUAGUUUCUUUUUUUGUCAAGGUGGUGACCAAAAAUCACAUAUGGAAUGUAAGAGCUUUAGCCCUUUUAUCCCGCGAGAAAUGUUAGGUAAUUAAUAAUUAUUAUUGAAUGUAAUUACUUUAGUUUUUGUUGUUAAUAA
Molecule: messenger RNA, 1743 nt
Organism: Populus euphratica (Euphrates poplar)
Lineage: Eukaryota; Viridiplantae; Streptophyta; Magnoliopsida; Malpighiales; Salicaceae
Product: probable LRR receptor-like serine/threonine-protein kinase At4g36180
Exons: 1
Coding region: 401-1699 (432 amino acids)
Molecular function (GO): protein binding
Source: RefSeq, a predicted model, not a curated record